This is a messenger RNA of Neltuma alba, 1534 nucleotides long. Its product is annotated as FCS-Like Zinc finger 8-like. The coding region runs from base 316 to 1170 and encodes 284 amino acids. The record is from RefSeq and is a predicted model, not a curated record. The transcript is spliced from 3 exons. Lineage: Eukaryota; Viridiplantae; Streptophyta; Magnoliopsida; Fabales; Fabaceae.
UGCUGUUAAUGGCGGAGCUACGAGAGGUUAUGAUGGGAAUAGUAAUAGAUGUCUUGUUAUUGAGAAAGCUUUAUUAGGGAAAACGUGAAAAACCCAGCUUUCGUUACAGUUUCAGUUUAAAGUCAUGGAGGCCUCAGAAUUUGUGAAGGCGUUUCAGGGAUUCUGACAGUUUCAGACUAUCUUCAUUGCUUGGCUUUUUCUGUCAGAUGCACAAAAAUUCUUGCUCUGCAAUAGCAAGUGGUUUUUGAGUGGUAUCGCUCUUUCCUAUCCCGUUUUGCAGUUGAAGUGUUUGGAUCACAGAACAAGAGCUUGUAUAUGCUGAUGAUGAAAAGAUCAAGAGCAGUGACAAAACCAGCUUUAAUGGCUGACCAGAGCUGUCACCAAUCAUCUCCUAAGCAUAAGUAUGAUAGAGUUAUUCAAUCCCUCUUCGGUUCACCCAAAUUUAAAGACCUUACCACCAAGUGUCUCUCAAGGGCCGAGGCUUUAAGAAUCCCUACUUCAAUCUUUGACUCUAUGUUAUUGCCUCCUUUCGGGACAUUCUCCCCCAGAAUUUCCUCCGAAAAGAAAAGCUCAUGGAACAAGAUAGAUUCGAGAGGCAUUGGGCUCGCUCUCGUUGAUGCACUUAAAGAUGAGGGAGCUGAAGAAAAUUCUGAUAAACCCAGCAAUGGAAAUGUUCUGUUUGGAACACAACUGAGAGUAAAAAUCCCUCCUUUAUCACCUUUUACAUUUUCUCCGUUUGAAUCUCAAACAAGUUCGACUGGUGUGGGAAUUGAAACCCAAAACUCGCUUGUAUCGCCAACUGGGUCUCAAAGUUCAGAAAUUUAUACAGAGGAUUCUUCAAGGGCAGUAUCCACAGGUGUUCUGUCUUUGAGUGAAAUGGAGCUUUCUGAAGAGUAUACUCGUGUAAUAUCCCAUGGUCCUAAUCCAAGAACCACUCAUAUAUUUGAUAAUUGCGUUGUCAAGAGCCAUUGUUCUUUGCCUGGAAGGCCCCAGUCUGCUCCGGGGAGUUUCCUCAGCUUCUGUUACACUUGCAAGAAGCAUCUUGAGCCCACAAACGACAUCUUUAUUUACAGAGGUGAGACAGCCUUCUGCAGUCAUGAAUGCCGGUGCCAAGUGAUGAUGGUGGACAUAGAAGAAAAUUCGAAAUCUGAGAUUUAUCAUCCCUCCUGAUUCAGAAUUUGAUCAGCAAGUCAGAAGUUUUGCCUCUUCCAUUUUUUAUUAUGAUUCUGGAGUUCGAGAGUUUUUGUCGUGGAGGCAAUGCUUAUGUUGUCUUACUUUUGUUUGUUUGAAAUUUUCCGAGUCUUGUUUUCAUUUUUCUUUACCUCUUCUCCCCUGCAUAUAGAGACAAUAAGUGUUCGUGUUUGAAUUGCUUAUGGUUUUCCCCCACAUUGUUUUGGAUUCAGGAUGGAUGAUGAUGAUUGAUAACGAUGCGUGACCGAAACUCUGGUUUUCUUCUUUUCCUUUUGUGUUGUUGCUGAUGAUCAUGGUGAUGCAGAUUAUUGGAGGACAAGUAACUACAUGGUAUUCUCAUAAA